Geosmithia morbida is the source of this 351-nucleotide messenger RNA. RefSeq lists its product as uncharacterized. Lineage: Eukaryota; Fungi; Ascomycota; Sordariomycetes; Hypocreales; Bionectriaceae. The transcript has 3 exons. Bases 1 to 351 code for a protein of 116 amino acids. The record is from RefSeq and is a predicted model, not a curated record.
AUGUUUGGCUUCAGAGGCCGCGGUGGACCUUCAAGAGCCACGCCGGCCAACGCACGUCACUAUUCAUACGAAUGCAAGGCGUCUUCCCAGGACCGGCCGUAUGUGUCGCGGCCGUCUCGCACUCAGCAGAUGCGCAACCCGAAGCUCGUGCCUAAGCUCGAUAGCGACACUCCUAAGCCUUUGGAAAACAAAUCGCAUGGCCCUGUCCGCGUCAAGGCGUCAGAGAUCUACCUCUGCGGACUCUGCCUCGAGUACCGACACGCGUUCGGCCUCCUCACGGACAAGGAGCCGAUCCCGCUCACCACCGCCUCGCAAGGGGCGUCGUGCUCCGAGUCGCGGACCCGAGAGUGA